Messenger RNA from Aureococcus anophagefferens, 1620 nucleotides. RefSeq lists its product as hypothetical. The coding region runs from base 1 to 1620 and encodes 539 amino acids. Gene Ontology annotation, molecular function: metallopeptidase activity. The transcript has a single exon. Lineage: Eukaryota; Pelagophyceae; Pelagomonadales; Pelagomonadaceae. The record is from RefSeq and is a predicted model, not a curated record.
AUGACGGAGCCCUCUUCCUCCUUCACGAAGCUCGUCCGGCGCGACGUGGGCAGCUCGCUCAUCUUCCUCGCCGAGGGCUACGCGGCGCACGAGCGCGACGCCUUCCUCGGCGACGUGCGGCGAUUAUAUGAUGAGGUGCUGGGCUCGCCCGACGCGCCGCUGCGCCACGUGAGCGCCUUCUUCUCCGUCGACGCCAUCUUCGUGCCGUCGGCGACGAGCGGCGUGCCGCGACUAGCGACGCGCGGCGCGAAGCGCGGCGGCACGGCCUUUGGCCUCUACCGGGACGCGGCGCAACCGCUGCGCCUCGUCGAGCCGAGCCGCUGGUCCUACGACGAGGCGCGGGAGCGCUGCGGCGCGCUGCACGAGCGGCCGGCCCUCUGCGACCGCGGGAGCGCCGCGACGCUCGUGCUGCUGGCCAACGACCCCUACUACGGCGGCCUCGGCGACGACGUCAUCAUCGCGACGGCGUCGAAGACGUCGGGCGCGCUCGCGCUGCGCCACGAGCUCGGCCACGUGCUCGGCGACGUCGGCGAGGAGUACGACGGCGGCGCGGACUACAGCGGGCCCAACUUUUCGUUGAGCGCCGCGCCCUGCGGGCCCGGCGCGGCGCCGCGGACGUACGAGACGACCGUCGACGGGAUCGCGGCCACCCGCACGAUCUGGCCCUGCGCGCCCUGGCUCGAGCGCAACGCGUCCGUCGCGGGGCGCACGGCGCUGGCGCUCGCGGCCUGGCCCUUCGCGGCGCUGCGCGUCGGCGAGAACCGCACGUUCUCCUUCGCGAGCGACCUGGACUUCGCGAAGCUCGAGUUCUCCGUGUCCGGCGGCGUCGGCGUCGACGCCUACGUCGACGGCGUGAGGGCCGACGUCGCCUACAAGACGCCGCCGACCGCGGACCGGCGCUUCGCCGAGGCGCGCGUCGCGCUCGGCCGGCGGCGACGCCACGCCGUGACCCUGUCGGCGACGGAGACCGCGCGCGCGGCCGCCGCGGCGCCCUGGCACCCGGAGCAGAUGGUCUGCCACGUCCAGGUCCACGCCAUGGACGCGCGCGCGUUCCGCGCGCCGCCGCCGGCCGUCGGCGCCUUCGCGACGUACGACGACCGGGGGCGGCUCGUCGGGUACCGGCCGACGGUCGACGGCUGCUGCAUGCGCGACGUCGCCAAGGCCUGCUUCUGCCCCGUCUGCCGCGAUCUGCUGCUGCGCCGCGUCGUCGCCCGCGCCGGCGGCCUCUUCGGCCGCCGGGGCUCGGGCCUCGCGCCGACGGUGGCCGAGGGCGCGGCGACGCGCUGGUUCCGGCAGGACCUGCCCGGCGGCGCCUACGCCGAGGACGACCCGGCGGCCCGGCGGCCGGGCUGCUGGCGCGUCGUCGCGACGCUCGCGUCGCCGGCCGCGCGCGGGCCGCUCGACGUCUUCGAGUCGUCCGCGACCGUGGCGGUGGACGCGCCCUGGUGCGUCGAGGCGAGGCGCGACGGCUGGCGGCGAUCGCCGGACGUCCCGCCGGCCGACCGCGCGCCCGCCGCGCCCGUCGCGCUCGCCGCCGGCGCGGCGCUCGCCGCCGCCGUCGUGCUGCGCCCCCUGCUCCGACGCAAGCGGCGGAAGGACCCGGAGACGCACAUCGUGUAA